Cavia porcellus (domestic guinea pig) is the source of this 644-nucleotide messenger RNA. RefSeq names its product histone H2B type 1-C/E/F/G/I. Bases 46 to 426 code for a protein of 126 amino acids. Gene Ontology annotation, molecular function: protein heterodimerization activity; DNA binding; structural constituent of chromatin. NCBI's taxonomy places the organism in Eukaryota, Metazoa, Chordata, Mammalia, Rodentia, Caviidae. The record is from RefSeq and is a predicted model, not a curated record. Gene Ontology annotation, cellular component: nucleosome. The transcript has a single exon.
GCCGGCUUCCAUUCAGUCUGUUCGGUUCUCAACCCUGUUUGCAGGAUGCCAGAGCCCGCAAAAUCUGCGCCAGCCCCGAAGAAGGGGUCGAAGAAGGCGGUGACCAAGGCGCAGAAGAAGGACGGCAAGAAGCGCAAGCGCAGCCGCAAGGAGAGCUACUCUGUGUACGUGUACAAGGUGCUGAAGCAAGUGCACCCGGACACGGGCAUCUCGUCCAAGGCCAUGGGCAUCAUGAACUCAUUCGUGAACGACAUCUUCGAGCGCAUCGCGGGCGAGGCUUCGCGCCUGGCGCACUACAACAAGCGCUCGACCAUCACGUCUCGGGAGAUCCAGACGGCCGUGCGUCUGCUGCUGCCCGGGGAGCUGGCCAAGCACGCGGUGUCGGAGGGCACCAAGGCCGUCACCAAGUACACGAGCUCCAAGUGAGCCUGCCCUUGGCCGCUGCUCUGCUGGUACCACACCCCUCAAAGGCUCUUUUCAGAGCCACUCAUAUUUUCGAAAGAGAACUGUCACUGAGUUUUUUUUGUAGGAGAUGUUUACUCUGAAGAGCUAUUUACUGGUUUUGCCUUUGGAAUUAAUAGGGCACAAAACUACCUGCUAAAACUUAAAAGUCUUUGGGUAGAAACCGAGCGAAGUAAAUUAAA